Molecule: messenger RNA, 2582 nt
Organism: Verruconis gallopava
Lineage: Eukaryota; Fungi; Ascomycota; Dothideomycetes; Venturiales; Sympoventuriaceae
Exons: 6
Coding region: 756-2444 (562 amino acids)
Biological process (GO): transmembrane transport
Molecular function (GO): transmembrane transporter activity
Source: RefSeq, a predicted model, not a curated record
GGACCCUCCUUCGUUUCGUCGUCUUUUCGUCCGAAGGAGUAUUCAUCCUCGAAAAAGUAGGACGUUGAAGACAGCAAAAGCGUCGAACGUGAACAUUUUGCAAAAGUAGCUGCUUGUAAACGCCAACGGGGUUUCAGGCAGCUUCUGUCCGAUCAAUUCUCAAGAUUGCACAAUUCGACCGAGAUAUAGUACUGUGGCAGUUGUUGAGUUCGGCCGAAAGUGAGCGGAGUUGCUGAUUAAUCUCUUGUCUUAGGCCAAAUUCGACCGAGUGACUGUCAGCCUCGCAUCUCGAUUGCGACAACGAAUACGAGCGAAAUUCAGACAGAGCCCAAUCAGAGGAUCGAAAUUUGCGGCUUUGUACCUAGCUGGACACUUGUUAUCACACCCCUAUACAAAAGGAUCCACAUAAACUAGAAUUUUGCACAGCCAAUGUCGAUCUUGAAGAUCUGGUUCUGCUAGGCUCAAGUCCGAAACCCGCACAUGUAGCAAAACGCCAAGUAGCGUAAGCACCACUCCCGCAAUGCGAGCCUCAAACGACAUCCCUCACUAGUUGUGAAUAUGACUCGGUCGAAUUGUUGCUCAACGUCCACACAAUGGGGGUUGGUGGACAUAUCGGCGAAGCUGGGAACAGAUUGUUUCUCCGUUGCGGUCCAAUUUACACGGAGCUGACAAACUGGUGUUUCCUGUAUAUCAUAAAGUAGCUGCGCAUUUCAUGUUCUUCGUGCUCGAAUCACUGCUUCAUAGUUCUAGUCAAGAUGUCAACGCCACAGAAUGAGCCUGAAAAGGAGUCGUCCUCUGCUGAGGGCUCAACCAGGCGCUCGAGUCUGUCGGAGCCUAUCUCAAUAGAGAAAAGAGAUCCAAUAGAUCCUAGCACUGCCAUGGAAAGGAGCGUAUCCGCCAUCUCGGAUUAUCCUCACGGUAGACGUCUGGCUAUUAUCAUCACAUCACUCAUGCUAAGCAUGUUCUUGGUCGCACUGGACAAUACUAUCCUUGGUACAGCUAUACCCAAGAUAACGGAUGAGUUCAAGGACAUAAACAAAGUUUCGUGGUAUGGAGCAGCAUAUUUUAUGACUUUUGGAGGCUUCCAGUCAACAUGGGGAAAAUUCUACAAAUACUUUCCCAUAAAGUUCUGGUUUCUACUGUCAGUUCUCACAUUUGAGGUUGGCAGUCUUAUCUGCGCGGUUGCUAAAGAUCCCACCACCCUCAUCAUUGGCCGAGCAAUCGCUGGGGUAGGUGGCUCUGGCAUAGCGGUUGGCGUCUUCACCAUGAUCGCUUUCGCGGCCCCUCCUGAAAAACGACCGCAACUUCUGGGUUACACAGGGGCUACCUAUGGCAUUGCCGCAGUGCUGGGACCUCUUAUUGGUGGCGCAUUCACGGAAAAAGUGAGCUGGCGCUGGUGUUUCUAUAUCAACCUGCCUGUUGGGGGUCUAGCGGCCGUUUUUGUGUUUUUCUUCUUCCAAACCCCAAAAGAAGCGAAGCCCGUGGAAGCACCAUGGAAGGAGAAGCUGCUUCAGAUGGAUCUUGGUGGUGCGGUGCUCAUGAUCGGCCUGAUCGUUACUUUCCUCUUAGCGCUCCAGUACGGCGGACAAACGCACUCUUGGAACAGCAGUGUUGUUAUCGGACUAUUGGUUGGAUUCGGGUUGAUUUUCGUAGCAUUCGUGGCCUGGGAAAUCGCGCAACAGGAGCGUGCGAUGAUCGUUCCACGCCUGUUCAUGAAAGACUAUGUCCUCGUCGGUUGCGUCUACAUGUUCUUCUUUGGCGGCGGCUACUUUGUCGUCCUAUACUACCUCCCCAUUUAUUUCCAAAGCGUUUACAACAGCAGUCCUAUUGGUUCCGGUGUUAAGAUGCUCGCACUCAUCUUCCCUCUGACAUUUGCUGCCAUUGUACAGGGCAUCUUGCUGGCGAAGAUCCGCAUUGUUCCGUUGUUCUGGCUUAUUGGCGGGGCUCUAGCAGCGGUUGGAAGUGGACUUUUCUACACAAUGGGCAUAGGCACAUCAACGGGAGAGUGGGUUGGAUACCAGAUUCUUGUUGGCUUCGCCACGGGUCUAGCAUUCCAAAUUGCCCUUUCAAAUGGACAGGUUCACGCGUCUCCAGCUGACAUGUCACAGGUCACAGCCAUUAUAACUUUCUUCAUGACAAUAGGCGGAUCGUUCUUCCUCUCAGCCGCCCAAUGCGCCUUCAACAAUGUGCUCAUAAAGACGCUUGCUGUUAAACUCCCUGGGAUCGAUCCUGCGGUAGCCCUUACCACUGGCGCAACAGAAAUACGUGUAGCAUUUACCGAGGCACAGGUACCUAUCGUUGUGAAUGCGUAUAUGGAUGGUUUGAAGGACGUGUUCAUCAUUACGAUAGCAUCAUUCGCCUUUGCGACGGUGGUCGGUUGCUGCGGCAGCUGGAAAAAGAUCAAUGCCGAGGAUAUCAAGAAAGCUGCUGGAGGUGCAGCAUAGGCUCUUGCGAAAUUCUUUUCUGUUUUAAAUAUAGAGUGUGAGGGAAAAUUCUAAAGAAGUGACUAGAGAAGCGUAUUUCUGACGCAAACCAGAAGUUCCAAAGGAGGAGCAUAAUAUGGAGUAGAUGUAGAUUAGAAC